AUGUCUGGAGACACAGAAGAAAUUGCCCACGCCAUUGCUGGUGCUGGGGGUGGUGCAUUGUCCAUGAUCGUCACCUACCCAUUGGUCACUUUAUCUACAUUAGCCCAAACAAAAGCAAGAAAGAAGGAGGAGAAGCAGACCGAGGCCGAAAUUGAGGCUGAACAACAUCGUUUGUCCAAGUUGACUGCACACCAAAAGUUUGCCCAUAACUUCCACAACAGCAGCACUGUAUUGGCAGCCAAGGAGAUUAUCAAAGAAAAGGGUGUGCUUGGAUUAUACUCGGGUCUUGGUAGUGCAAUUUAUGGAAUCACAUUGACAAAUUUUAUUUAUUACUACUUUUACGAAUUCACCUCCAACAUCUUCUUAAAGGCAAACAAGGCCAAUAAGAGAAAAGCCGGGUUAUCCACCAUCCAAUCCAUUAUAACUGGUGCUAUUGCCGGAGCCAUCACUUCUGUGGGAACAAACCCUAUUUGGGUUGCAAACACUAGAAUAAUGACUGAAAAGAAGCAAAAGGGUGAGGCCAAUGCUUCACACUCCACAUUAAAGACUAUUUUGGACAUUAUUGAAAAGGACGGCGUUGGAGCUUUAUUUGCUGGUGUUUUCCCAGCAUUGGUUUUGGUGUUGAAUCCAAUCAUACAAUAUACCAUUUUCGAACAAAUCAAGAAUGUCAUUGUUGCUGGUGGUGGUCAGCAAUCAUUUACUGCCGUCAAGGCUUUCUUUAUUGGCGCAUUUGGUAAAUUGAUUGCCACUACCUUGACUUACCCAUACAUUACUUUAAAGUCAAGACUUCACAUUAGAAAGAAGGUGUUGAAAGAAGAGGGUAAGGAUGCCGACAAGAUUCCAAACUUGUCCAUGUACCAAGAGCUCAAGAAGAUUGUUCACGAAGAAGGAUUUGAAGGGUUGUAUGGGGGAUUAGUUGUCAAGUUGAUUCAAAGUAUUUCAACUGCUGCUUUCCUUUUCUACUUUAAGGAGGAAUUGUUGGUUGGAAGUGUUAGAUUGGUUCAGAUUCUCAAAGUGUUGAGUUUGAAGAAAGGAGGAAAAGCCGUCAGGGCAUAA
Molecule: messenger RNA, 1056 nt
Organism: Lodderomyces theae
Lineage: Eukaryota; Fungi; Ascomycota; Pichiomycetes; Serinales; Debaryomycetaceae
Exons: 1
Coding region: 1-1056 (351 amino acids)
Cellular component (GO): peroxisomal membrane
Molecular function (GO): AMP transmembrane transporter activity; FMN transmembrane transporter activity; ADP transmembrane transporter activity
Source: RefSeq, a predicted model, not a curated record